GUAGCUCCCACCCGACACCAUUUUCCCCACACCCGCAUUUCCGGCAACAGUGGCGGGAAGCGGCCUGCCGGAGGGCGACUAGGCCUAAACCCAGGCGAAUCCGGCGGGAAUCGGAGCCAUCAAAACCGCCACCAUGACUGUGGGCAAGAGCAGCAAGAUGCUGCAGCACAUCGACUACAGGAUGAGGUGCAUCCUGCAAGAUGGUCGUAUCUUCAUUGGCACCUUCAAGGCUUUCGACAAGCAUAUGAAUUUGAUCCUAUGUGAUUGUGAUGAAUUCAGGAAGAUCAAGCCAAAGAACUCAAAACAAGCAGAGAGAGAAGAGAAGAGAGUCCUUGGUCUGGUGCUGCUUCGAGGGGAGAACCUGGUCUCAAUGACUGUAGAGGGACCUCCCCCCAAAGAUACUGGCAUUGCCCGAGUGCCACUUGCUGGAGCUGCUGGUGGCCCCGGGAUCGGCAGAGCUGCAGGCAGAGGCAUCCCAGCUGGCGUCCCCAUGCCCCAGGCCCCUGCAGGGCUUGCCGGGCCAGUUCGUGGGGUUGGCGGGCCAUCCCAACAGGUGAUGACCCCACAGGGAAGAGGCACUGUAGCGGCUGCUGCGGCUGCUGCCACAGCCAGUAUUGCGGGGGCCCCAACCCAGUACCCGCCAGGCCGUGGGGGUCCUCCCCCACCAAUAGGCCGAGGGGCACCCCCUCCAGGCAUGAUGGGCCCACCUCCGGGUAUGAGGCCUCCCAUGGGUCCCCCAAUGGGGAUCCCCCCUGGACGAGGAACUCCGAUGGGCAUGCCCCCUCCAGGAAUGCGGCCCCCUCCCCCAGGAAUGCGAGGGCCCCCUCCCCCGGGAAUGCACCCACCAAGGCCCUAGAGUCAUCUUGGCCCUCCUCAGCUCCCUGCCUGUUUCCCGAAAGACUGUACAUAGUCCUUUUAUUUCCUUGUGGCUCGUGAAACAAAUUUAUAAUAAACUCUUAAUAGCCUCUUGUGGAUGCA
This is a messenger RNA of Phyllostomus hastatus (greater spear-nosed bat), 978 nucleotides long. RefSeq names its product small nuclear ribonucleoprotein polypeptides B and B1 (gene SNRPB). The transcript has 7 exons. Lineage: Eukaryota; Metazoa; Chordata; Mammalia; Chiroptera; Phyllostomidae. Gene Ontology annotation, biological process: mRNA splicing, via spliceosome. Gene Ontology annotation, cellular component: U2 snRNP; U2-type prespliceosome; catalytic step 2 spliceosome. The record is from RefSeq and is a predicted model, not a curated record. Gene Ontology annotation, molecular function: RNA binding. Bases 134 to 856 code for a protein of 240 amino acids.